GGCGGCGCGGUCGCGUUCUUGGCGCCAGCGGGAAGAAGCGAGCGGAGGGAGGAGCGGGUGUGGAGCAAACUGUACGAUGGCACUCGAGUGGGUUUUGGAAAAUGCCUGAAGUUUAGUGGCUACAUCUACCUUCUGCCUUUUCCCCACCCUUUAAAAAAGAAUACAUGGGAUGUUUCAGAAGAGUGAUACAUUAAAAGAAGAGUUUUGCAAAUGGCUUCAGACUCUGUGAAUGGAAAACAAGCUAGAAAUCACUUCACAAAGGGGAAAAGACAACAGCACCAGCAAGUAAAGAACAGGUCUUCAGCCAGCGACGGCGGUGGAGAAGACUUCUUUAUUUUUGAAGCCAAUGAAGCUUGGAGAGAUUUUCAUGGUUCUCUUCUUCAAUUUUAUGAAAAUGGGGAACUCUGCGAUGUCACACUGAAGGUUGGCUCAAAGCUAAUCUCUUGUCACAAGCUGGUGUUGGCUUGUGUUAUUCCUUACUUCAGAGCCAUGUUUCUCUCUGAAAUGGCUGAAGCCAAGCAAACGCUGAUUGAGAUCAGAGAUUUUGACGGUGAUGCAAUAGAAGACUUGGUAAAGUUUGUGUAUUCUUCACGGCUCACUUUGACUGUUGACAACGUCCAACCUCUCUUGUAUGCAGCCUGCAUCCUGCAGGUUGAACUGGUGGCUAGAGCUUGCUGUGAAUACAUGAAGUUACAUUUUCAUCCCUCCAAUUGCCUGGCCGUGAGAGCCUUUGCAGAAAGUCACAAUCGAGUAGACUUGAUGGACAUGGCAGAUCAGUAUGCCUGUGAGCAUUUCACUGAAGUAGUGGAGUGUGAAGACUUCGUGAGUGUGUCACCCCAGCACCUCCACAAGCUUUUGUCCUCCAGUGAUCUGAACAUUGAGAAUGAAAAGCAGGUCUACAGUGCUGCCAUCAAGUGGCUUCUUGCCAAUCCUCAGCAUCAUUCCAAAUGGUUGGAUGAAACACUUGCACAGGUUCGUCUGCCAUUGUUGCCAGUUGAUUUUCUCAUGGGUGUUGUGGCAAAAGAACAGAUUGUCAAGCAGAAUCUAAAAUGUAGAGAUUUACUGGAUGAAGCAAGAAAUUACCACCUUCAUUUGAGUAGCAGAGCAGUACCUGACUUUGAAUACUCUGUUCGGACUACCCCAAGGAAGCAUACUGCUGGUGUGCUGUUUUGUGUAGGUGGUCGAGGUGGCUCUGGUGACCCCUUUCGCAGUAUCGAAUGCUAUUCUAUCAACAAAAACAGUUGGUUCUUUGGACCAGAAAUGAAUAGCCGGAGGCGACACGUGGGUGUAAUCUCUGUGGAAGGUAAAGUGUAUGCAGUAGGUGGACAUGAUGGAAAUGAACAUUUAGGCAGCAUGGAGAUGUUUGACCCUCUCACUAAUAAAUGGAUGAUGAAGGCAUCAAUGAACACAAAGAGGCGAGGAAUUGCUUUGGCCUCCUUAGGAGGCCCAAUUUAUGCAAUUGGAGGGUUAGAUGACAAUACUUGCUUCAAUGAUGUGGAGAGAUACGACAUAGAAUCUGACCAGUGGAGUACAGUGGCACCAAUGAUUACUCCCCGUGGAGGAGUUGGCUCGGUGGCUCUAUUAAACCAUGUUUAUGCAGUAGGUGGCAAUGAUGGAGUGGCUUCUUUGUCUAGUGUGGAAAGGUAUGAUCCACAUCUGGAUAAGUGGAUAGAAGUUAAAGAAAUGGGUCAACGGAGAGCAGGCAAUGGAGUUAGUGAGCUUCAUGGUUGCUUAUACGUUGUUGGUGGUUUUGAUGAUAAUUCUCCUCUGAGUUCGGUUGAGCGGUAUGACCCUCGAAGCAACAAGUGGGAUUACGUGGCGGCACUUACCACUCCCAGGGGCGGCGUGGGGAUCGCAACUGUGAUGGGCAAGAUCUUUGCCGUCGGUGGUCACAAUGGCAACGCGUACUUAAAUACGGUGGAGGCGUUCGACCCCGUGCUGAAUAGGUGGGAGCUUGUUGGAUCUGUGUCUCACUGCAGAGCUGGAGCAGGAGUAGCUGUGUGCGCCUGUUUAACUAGCCAAAUUCGAGAUGUAGGCCGUGGAUCCAAUACUGUGGUUGACUGUAUGUGAUUUGAAUUUCAGCCACCAACAAUUGAGUCAUAUCUGGUAGGCAGGAAGGAAAACCAAGAUUUUGAGAUGACCACCUUUGAGCAGUUUUAACUACAGCUAGAGUCUUAGUUAAGUGUUAACUGUUGUGUUGUGACUAAGUACAACUUUUGGAAUGGUAGCUGAAGAAUUAUUAGUAAUAAAGUUAAAUUUGAUAAUUCCUGCUGUAGCAAAUAAUGGAGUAGGGAAGGAAGACAGUCUAACUUAAAAGCAAACCUGCUCCAAAAAGAUGCUUAAAGUAGUAUCAAAACCUUGGAAUCUUUUUUUUUAAUUUGGAUGAAUCAAAAUAUAAUUUGUUGAGUUUUACCUUUUCUUUUGCCUAAAGGUAUUAACCUCAGGCAGUGGAUUUUUUCCUAGAGGGGAGAUUAGAACCUAUUCGUCAACACAAAGACACAUAAGAGACCUGCUCCUUUUGAAGAUCAUUUCUACAUGGUGCUGAUGAAUUUAUACCUUGCUUUUUUUCCUAUGUGUUGAUUUUUCAAUUUCUUGGAUAUUUACAGAAGUAGAAAAAUGUUUCGUCUUUUUGAGUGCCACUUGGCUGCAUCUUUAGCUUACAGGAGUGCUAUAAGAAUUCUUUAAUUUCAGUUGGAAUUGCCAAGGCACCAAAAGACCAUCCAAAAGAGUUUAUAGUUUCAUUUUUUCAUCCCAUGCAAAAAGUAUUUCAUAACAAGCAAAAUGUGAACCAGAGGAAAUAUUAGAGAAAGUUUUAGAUUUGUUAUUACUCUACUGCAAAGGAUUGAUACAGAAUGUGACUCUUUAGUAUGGGGAAUCUGAAAAAACCUUGAACUCUCUUCUUUAAUCAUUUGAUUUUGAACCCAGGAUUUAUUAUCUUUCUUUUCUGUUACCUGCCACCAUUCUGGUUUUCCCCACUGUACAGAAUCUGGAUUUAUUUAUUAUCAGAAUAUGAAUACAUUUUUACAGACACCCUUUAUAGACUGCCAUUUAUUGAUUAGUUCAAUCCCAUCAUUAACCAAUAAAACGUUGGUAAAAACAGAGAAAAAUAGAAACUGCUGUUUUUCUCAUUAUAUUUAAUCCCUUCCAGUAUAUUUAUUGAAAUUUAAUUGAAAAUAUUUCUGUACAUUAAUUUGAAGCCAGGAUAUUGAUGCGCUUACUGAUUUAACAGCUUUUCAUGGUUUUAACCAGCAUUAUAAAAUGGCCUAUUCAUUAAAUGUAUAUAUUUUUAUAAAUAUUUAUUAAGAACAGUGAAAUAUCCUAUUUUGUAUUUGCAGUGUAGUUUGGUACCUCUCUUCUAGGCCUUCCUACAUUUUCAUUUAGUUAUGCCUUAGAAUUUAUUGUAGUUCACUGCUGGCCAGUUCCAUUUCAUAAGGAAGCUGGGGCAGUGAAAACCACUCCCCCAUCCAUCUGGCCCAGAAGUUCAUUGACGAAUUAAUAGCUUGUGCAGUCUCAUUAAAUGGGAUCCUGGACAUGCCAGUAUAGUAGGGUGGGAAAGCUACACUACAAAAGCCAGUAUGUACUGGGUAUAUCAAACCAGAAAAAGAAAAAAUUUUAAGAGGGCUUAGGCUGGCAGAUAAACGUCUUCCAUGAAGCAGAUUUAAAUGUUCCCGAAUUACGCUAUUAGUAUUUUUUCUGCUGUCACUUGUGGACAAGUUCAUAAAUCAUUGCUGGAUCUGGACCGGUGUUCUCUUGUGCAACAACCGUAUUUCAGUCAGUGCCAAAAACAUUUAACUCUACAGCACGUAGUGGAUUUGCUACAAGUCUCAAAACCUGGCUGCCGCUGUCCAUUUUUCUCGUGUCUAAUGGAGUUCUUGUAUUAUAAUGCUUGUUUAGCUGUGGUUACUAGGAUGUUUGUUGUAUUUAUUUUCAGGGGGGAAGGAUCUUAUUAUUAUUUCCUAAGAUUAUUUAAAAUGUUUUUUUCUUU
Lemur catta (Ring-tailed lemur) is the source of this 3985-nucleotide messenger RNA. RefSeq names its product kelch like family member 8 (gene KLHL8). The record is from RefSeq and is a predicted model, not a curated record. The transcript has 10 exons. The coding region runs from base 211 to 2070 and encodes 619 amino acids. NCBI's taxonomy places the organism in Eukaryota, Metazoa, Chordata, Mammalia, Primates, Lemuridae. Gene Ontology annotation, molecular function: protein binding.